This is a messenger RNA of Leptonychotes weddellii (Weddell seal), 2069 nucleotides long. RefSeq names its product lysine-specific demethylase 3B-like. Gene Ontology annotation, molecular function: histone H3K9 demethylase activity; chromatin DNA binding; transcription coregulator activity. NCBI's taxonomy places the organism in Eukaryota, Metazoa, Chordata, Mammalia, Carnivora, Phocidae. Gene Ontology annotation, biological process: regulation of transcription by RNA polymerase II. The record is from RefSeq and is a predicted model, not a curated record. Gene Ontology annotation, cellular component: chromatin; histone deacetylase complex.
CUUAUAGGGUCUUUGUGGAUUUUUCAUAGUAUUGCCCUUUCACCCUGCAUAUCCUCCUUUUCCCUCAGGCUUGAUAACUGCGGAAGAUAGAAGAGUUGGCACAACGAACCUUCAUUUAGAUGUCUCUGAUGCAGUUAACGUGAUGGUGUAUGUUGGGAUCCCCAUCGGGGAGGGUGCCCAUGAUGAAGAGGUACUCAAGACAAUUGAUGAGGGGGAUGCUGAUGAGGUGACAAAGCAGAGGAUUCACGACGGAAAGGAGAAGCCUGGUGCUUUGUGGCACAUCUAUGCAGCCAAGGAUGCAGAAAAGAUCCGGGAAUUGCUCCGAAAGGUUGGAGAAGAGCAAGGCCAAGAGAAUCCCCCUGAUCAUGACCCAAUUCAUGACCAAAGUUGGUACCUGGACCAGACCCUCCGUAAGCGACUCUAUGAAGAGUAUGGUGUGCAAGGCUGGGCCAUCGUUCAGUUCCUGGGAGAUGCUGUCUUCAUACCUGCUGGAGCCCCACACCAGGUGCACAAUCUAUACAGUUGCAUAAAAGUAGCAGAAGACUUUGUAUCUCCAGAACACGUAAAGCACUGUUUCCGCCUGACACAGGAAUUCAGGCAUCUCUCUAACACUCAUACAAACCAUGAGGAUAAACUGCAGGUGAAGAACAUCAUUUAUCACGCAGUGAAAGAUGCUGUUGGCACCCUCAAGGCUCAUGAAUCCAAACUGGCAAGGUCUUAGGCAUGGAGGAACUCCAGACUCCCCUGUGAAGCAGGUCUUUCACUCACAACACAUACAGGGAACGGCGGGCUUCUCUGUUGCAGCAGAGGCCCUUCACUUGGAGCCAGUGUGGUCAGUAUUACAAACUCUCCAGCCACUCUUUCCUACGCUGCCUCAACACUGAAGGUUGACACAGGAAAGUUGCACUGUUCACACACACAGUUUCAGACUCCAAGCCGAGGGUGCCACAUCCCCAUCCUGUGGUCUUUUGGGACUCUGAAUUGCCUGAACGUUGCUGGGCUUUCCUGCACAUUCUCGUUACUUGAGAUCCGUGGAAACCGGGAAUGUGGGCACACCUUUCUUUUCUUUUUUCUCUCGUGCCUAGUGAAGUGGGAAUGUGUUUGGAGGUAGGGGGAAUCCCAUAACUGGUACAAGUAGGGGGUAAUUGCUUAAACAUGCCUGGUGGAAGCCUGACAGUGUCUCUGCACGUGACCUCUGACACAGCCCAUCCCAGGAGACGGGGUGAAGCCAUUCCCCACAAUCUCUCCCGUGAACACUGGAGUCUUGCAGGACCCAGGGAGAACCCACUGCUUUUCCCAGGAGGCUCCAGGAUUAGGAAAUGUGUGUAUUUAGUGAAAAAUAGGUUUGUAGUGAAAUAGUUACUAUUUCAUGAAAGUAGAUAUUUUUAGAAUUUUUGAAAUACCACAGUUGUUUUCCUGGAUUAUGAGGAAAGGCACAUUACAUUUAGUCUUCCUUUCGAUAAAAAUCUUUGAAGAAAUAUGAUUUUUAGAAAUCAGCUGCCCAUUAUAGCACAAAAUCAGCCAAAGCAGAAUUGAAAAGGAUUGGCUUUUUAGGAUUCUUUUAGUUUUCUUCCCCUCCCAUCUCAGUCCUUUCUUGAGGGAACAGCCAACUGAGAAAGAACUUUGUCAUGUCUGAGCUGUGGUGUGUUUUAUGAAUAUACACACCGGUGACACAAGAACCAUUUUCACCUAUUACCAGCGUUCCCUUGGGACUCCUCUUACACUUCCAAAUGCAAAGGGAAGUUUGAUUUCCUACAUGAGGCUUUUUGGUUUUUUGGGUUUUUUGUCCAAAAAUAUUUUCAGCAAAACUUUCCAACUCCGUGGAGUUUUAUUCAGAAUUUAUUUGAAAAUGAUGGAAUUCAUUGGCCCACAGAUACGUUGGAAAAUGUAUCUAUCUUCUUUCCAGCUGUUGUAGUGCCCUGCAGGCUUGUUUAUAUGUUCACAGUUACUUUUUUUUUUUAAUAAAAGUCAUUUACUGUAGAAUACUUUUAAUUUCACUUUCUGUAUUUUAAUUUUGUUGAAGGGCUGAUUGGGAUUUCCAUGUUCUUAUUAAAAAUCUAACAAAUCUG